UUUGAAUAAGUUGCGAAGAUCCUCGCUUAAUGGCUUUCCCGACUGAUCUUUUUUCCAGCCACCUCUUUGGAACCACACAGUGUUCCGCACAUGGCAGCUACUGGACCCCGGAAUGCAAUGCACCAGCCCGGGGUUACUCUGCAAAGCCGUGUUUCUUGGGGUGAGCCGCGCUCCUACCCUAUUCCAGAUAGUGUAGUCACCUUCCCUAGCAUGUAGCAAUUCCUUCACUUCGGAACCUGGGUUUCGAGAAGAUCAUGGUUUUUUUCGGGCAAGACAACAUAAUGAAGCAUGGAAACGAGAUGGUGGGUAGAAAGAGAGCAAAGGUCAAUGCUGAACUCUUGAUCGAUGCAAAAUGCAGCAUGCACAGAUACCUGCACAUACUCGGCAUAUUCAUUCACGCAGAACCAGCCAGUCACAUUACCCGUCUCUUUGCCACACCUUGCACACCACACAACCUGAACCACUCUGCCGCCACUUCCCUCUGGACUUUUUAUCCCCCAGUAGCAGGAGCAAAGAGGGAAAAAAAAAAUAACGGCCCAUCGGCAGGAUUUGCGAGCUGGUUGCCCCCAAUUCUUUUUGGCAGUUGCCCUUCUUGUUCGACCCACCAUUUCGUCCCAAGCGCGUCAAAAAAGCACAGACACGCUGCAACCUCUCCGAACCGCACAAACACUGACCACAACUUAACAUCUGCAUACAUUUACCACUUCCUCACUGUCUGCUGAACCGCUCGGAGGAGGGCUUCUUACGUGCCGACAGCCUGCAACAAUACCUCCAACCACGCUCAGCAUCUCGGGCCACACAUUGGACUUGACGGUCCCUCACCAGCAAGAGGUUCGAGCCACGAGUCAUUAACCUACAGCUGGGCAUUGAGGGGGGGAGCUCAGCAGGAGGGCACAUCCUGGCAGGCAAAUCCACCUGAGGUGGGCUCGCACCAGACCAGGAAGCCGGGGUUGCAUGGGCGAUUGGCUGGCUGCCCGCUUUUUUAGCUGAAUUAUCCUGCGGCUUCGAUAAGAGAAAGCGCAAACCCUGGGGGCAACCUGGACAGUCGCUGGAUCAUCAAAGGCCGAGGGUCCCCGAAGGCGAAAACGAUUACCUAUUGCCCGCCUUAUUUCACCGGAAAUCGUAGAAACAGCCGGUCGCCGUGUGUUGUCGACGGGUAAUGAGAAACGGGAGGCGGCCAGAAGCCGGGAACUGACAACAACAAAAAAACAACAAACCCCGGCCCGUACUGCCUUUUGACCGCACACUCCGCAGUAACCUACCUGGGUAUCAUCAGUCAGUCCCCUGUCCCGAUCACUUGUGGGCUGGUGGGGAUUCCUCGUUGCUCCAGGUCGGCUGGUGUCCCAUUCUGCUGCUGCCCAGCGUUCAGCAACCGCAAGCACCCAUUCGCAAGGACCCCAGCAUCUACACUACAUACAUACCAAGCAUCGGCUCAAUUCACGCAGUGCCUGCCUAUUGUCUGAGGUGGCCUUCCAAAGCAAGCCACUCCAUACGUGAUAACUCGCCUAGACCACGCGUCAAAAAAGACAAAAGACAGCAAGCAGGACACGCCUCUGAGGACAUCUCAACAGGCCUUCAAGGUCAACUAACAUAUUGUAUUUACACCUUCACCGACUUCCAGUAUUUACCAGCCAUUUUGUGCAGGACGUGCCUGCCCAGGCUCAGCACAUCCUCCUCCACACGGGCUCCACUCAUCUUGUCAACGAUUCGAGAACGUCAACCCCUCCCUCUCAUUCACUUUCGUCCACGCGCGCCAUCACAGUGGGUAGCCUGAACUGGGGUGACCACCCCUUCAUCUGUUGCAACUGGAGAAUUAUACCGGCCCUGCUAGGUUUGGACCAUACAGCUUACCGGUACCCCAUCUAUCUCAUUUCCCACUCACCACACCUGUAUAAAAUUCGCGUCCUCCCGCACUAAGCUCGAUUUUCCCUCGCGCAUUUCUCAGGAGGGCGGCUCCCGACUUCAGUCUGCACGUCAAUCAGCAUCUGGAACGUGCCUCUCUUUUCGCAGAGGCGACAGGCUUCAUCACCACACAGCAUCCUCCAUCAUCACAAGCUGUUUACGUACAUCAGCGACGACAAGCCGCCGUCGUCGAUCAACAGAGUCAGUCCUCAGCAAAACACAAACCUUAAAACAGACCCAUCAAGCUAUCCCGUACUCUCGAGAGGGAGAGCCACUUUUCUAGCCCUUUUAGCGCCUUCGCCCUGAAAAGAGAAUCGCGCAGUGGCAGAGGGUGAGAGGCACUGGGCGCAUUUUAGCCAAACUUUUUUCCGCCAAGGGUGGAUCUCUUGAAAGUCAGAACCAUCCUUGUCUGGUGACUGGAUUGAUCUGCUUGGUGGACGCCUAUCAACAAGCCCCCAUCGAGUCAAGUACAAGGACCCUGGUUCUGCGGAGUCCCCUCAGAGCUACCAAGAGGAAGACCGUCUGGGCCCAACAAAGCUAAAUAAGAGCGCCAGCAUCGCCGGUCCUCGAGCUAUCAGGUGCCGGGUCAUCGACGAUUCAUCAAGGCUACAGCCCUCUACCCCUUGUCUGUCUGAACGCCUUAAUACAUUGUUCCCGCCGCCGCCCGCUACUUGGGACGAAAGCAGCCAUCUUUCAAUCCGCCAGACCUCCCGCUUUACGCCUCCACCAGCAGCUCGCUUCACGCCGAUUCCACCCAGACGGGAGUAUGCUUAGGGAGCUUCCACCACAGCAGGCUACAUCGCUCCCCCGCCCUGGCCAGGAACAGCUGCCAGGCAAACAGCAUAUGGAACGCACUGCCGACUAUUCAGGUUUGCCAUCGCCUUAUCCUAGUACCGUCGGCGACGCCCAAUCUGAGGCCUCUUCUGUAGAUCCUGCUACGGUUGCAUCAACAACAUAUUCUCAGCAGCCAGAAGUAAGGUCAGCAACCGCGUACCCGGCAGCAGGCACACCAACUUCUUCAGAGUACAGCGUGUAUCCUCCUCACUCAGCCCGGUCUGCCAACGGCACUUUUCCGGACACCCAUCUCCAGCGUUCCUACCACCCGGCCAGCAACCACCAAGGCAGCAGUGGAGGUAUGGCGCAAACACCAACCAGUCCGUUGCCUUUACAAGAUGGGCGUAGCCAUCACAACCUGCAGCAAGCCAGAUCUGACAGCGGAGUACCUAUAGAUCCAUCAAUCGCCGCAGCAAGCCCGACGACGUAUUCUCAUCCGCAAUAUUCGCCCUACGCCGCUCCCCAUCAAGACAUGUCCCACCAAUACGCCCACUCGGGUGUUUACCAGACAAGUCGACCAGAUUGGGCCACCUAUCAGUCCCCUGGCGGGGUUAUGGCCGGAGGCCACCACGCUGUCUUCGCCCCAUCAGCAUCGGCAGCUGCUCAACCACGACCUAAUCAGGUGUACUCAUUCGUGCCAAUUCCGGGUGCGCAACAACAUAAACGCCCUCGGAGAAGAUAUGAAGAAAUCGAGCGCAUGUAUAAGUGCGGGUGGAAUGGGUGCGAAAAGGCCUAUGGGACACUCAACCAUCUCAAUGCGCAUGUCACCAUGCAGGGUCAUGGAAACAAGAGGACUCCUGAAGAAUUCAAGGAAAUACGUAAAGAGUGGAAGGCGCGCAAGAAGGAGGAGGAAGCUCAAAGGAAGGCGGAAGAAGAGCGCCAACGCCAGGCUGCCGCCUCCGCCGCUGCUGCGCAAGGCACGGCGGAUUCCUCCGUCGCCGACGGUGCCCAACCAGCCACCACAUAUUCAGGUUCAAGGGCCGUUCAGCUCCCGCCGAUUGGUUACGGUCCUGCUCAGUACCCUGCCCCUCCUUCGGCGGGCAUGCAGCAGCCCCUUUCCGAGUACCAGAGCGCUGCUCACGUCUACCCCAGCUACUCGCCCCCUACGUACGGUCAAACAUCUCAGCCAAUGUAUAACCAGCGUAUGUAACCCUGAUCGGGCAUGCUGUCGGCAAUGUUGCAUUCUAACACUACUUUGCUGAAGACAACGGCGGCCAAAACAACCACUAGAAGGAGGAGGCUUUGCGAUGGAGUGGAGCAGGUUAUGGCGAUGGCACAAUGCCACCAUGGAGCUGAAUGCUCGAGAUACUCAUGGCGUCAUGCCUACACUUCGUGCCGUAGAGCCGGUCGAAAGGAAGCGCCGAUAUGGCUUUACUUUGAUUUUUGUGGAGCGUUCACACAGGCUGCCGAUAAUUUUCGAGGUCGGCUGACGAGGAUAGGGGGGCUAGGUUGGUAUCGACAGGUUUGGUCGGAGCGGAGCAUUUACAAAGUCAUGGCUGUCUCGGAGCAUUGGGUUGAAGGUGUUUGUUGUGGUUCUUGUGUUGUUGUUUUUGGCAACCUUCCCGCGCUAAUGUUAUCUUACCAAAACUGUAUACUUUCUGGGAGGGUUGCGAGACCUCUUUUUCAUUUUUCGGUUGUGGAGGAAAUACCCCGGGGAUGGAGAAUGCUUGGUUGGCGGAUGUGUGGAGUUGUCUGUGUCAUGAUUGAAUUCUCGCUUAUUGUUUAUGUCUACAUGUCUAUUCUUCUCUUUCCUGCACAUCAAAUCAAAUUGAGAGCGGGGGUGUUUUGCGAGUUUGUUUUGCAAGGCUUUGAAAGAAAGAUUAUAGAGAUCAGGAAAUAGGGAAAAGGAGGUAUGGGAGGUGCGUGUUGGCUGUCGGUGAAAACGAGAGAAGGAUGGGUGAUGGCUUUGUGCGUUGUUGAGUGAGGGGCGUGGCACAAUGCUCGGAACAGACGCAAGCAAAGGGUGGAGAGCAAAGAAAAGGCGUGCAUAAUUUGAUCAUGCUGGGAGGUGCCUUUGUCACUGACUACUGGCCUUGCCGCCGACGAUCGGCCCUGGCAACUGGAAAGCCGUUCCCUGGAUUGCUCGUGGUGCAGCUUCGCCAGCAGGCAAUGGAAAAGGUGCGGUUGCAUAUGAUACGGCGACCGUCCACCUACCCAAGCAUUUGUUACGUUAUAUAAGCACGCCGUGGGAUGGGCUCUGAUUUGGCAUGGGAAAAAACCAGACCAGGCUCAUGUCCACAUACAUACGAGGCGAGGAAGAGGAACAUCCAACCGCCGCCCCCCUCUCAAGAAGCAAAGCGGAACUUAUCUAGAAACUUGAGGAUCAAAAUUGUAAAACUCCAACAAACAACAGCCAAGCGCUCUACCUUCCC
This is a messenger RNA of Podospora pseudopauciseta, 5108 nucleotides long. RefSeq lists its product as uncharacterized. Gene Ontology annotation, biological process: regulation of DNA-templated transcription. Lineage: Eukaryota; Fungi; Ascomycota; Sordariomycetes; Sordariales; Podosporaceae. The record is from RefSeq and is a predicted model, not a curated record.